Molecule: messenger RNA, 631 nt
Organism: Rhizophagus irregularis DAOM 181602=DAOM 197198
Lineage: Eukaryota; Fungi; Glomeromycota; Glomeromycetes; Glomerales; Glomeraceae
Source: RefSeq, a predicted model, not a curated record
CAGUCUUUUUUUUUCAAACUAAUUAUCACUCUCAUAAAAUGGAUAAAUUUAAGGAGAAAGUUAGUUCUCUUCGCGCUGACCUUGAUGCUUCUCAUGCUAAAAAUGAAGAGUUAACAAAUGAAAAGAAAAAAUUAGAAGAAGAAAUGACGGCAAAAGAACAAGAAGCUAGUGGGCUUUCGAAAAAAGUUGAAAAACUUGAAAAUGAUUUAGAUGAGACUGAAAAGACUUUGAGAGAAACCACGGAAAAACUACGUGAACUUGAAAUCAAAUUCGAAAACAGCGAACGUCAAGUUGCUAAACUUGAACAAGAAAAGAUAAAGUUAGAGGAGACUAUCGAGGAACAAAGUGAGAAAUUUAAACAGAAAGAGAAAGAACUUGAAGAAACUCUAAAGUCUAUCGAAAAUUUGUAAAAGAAUUCUUUAUAGUCAUCCAUAUAUUAGUUGAACCAUAUUUGUAUGUAUUGUAUUUUAUUUUCAUAGUGCGUUUUUAUUAAUUAAAUUUUUUUAUUUUCAUUAAAUAACUGAAUUAUUAAAUUAUUAAAUUAUAUACAACUAUUUAUAUUACAUUUUAUAGAUAUAUUUUUAUUUUUUUUCUGGGUUUUAGUUGAACAAGAAACUUAAAUUAAUUUAAU